This is a messenger RNA of Phascolarctos cinereus (koala), 4265 nucleotides long. It is a transcript of the gene TGM2, whose product is annotated as transglutaminase 2. Gene Ontology annotation, molecular function: protein-glutamine gamma-glutamyltransferase activity. Gene Ontology annotation, cellular component: mitochondrion. Gene Ontology annotation, biological process: peptide cross-linking. The record is from RefSeq and is a predicted model, not a curated record. Lineage: Eukaryota; Metazoa; Chordata; Mammalia; Diprotodontia; Phascolarctidae.
GGACAGCUCAGACAGUCGCUGGCUUUUGCCCGCUGCUGCUCGUGCCGCCUGUGGGUGCAUCCUGAACCGCGUGUUAGCUCUGUCCCAGACGAAUCCCUAAGGAGCUCCGAAGAACCAAGAAUAUGACCAAGGAACUUGUAGUAGAAAAAAGCGACCUGGAAUAUGAGAAGAAUGGCAGAGAUCACUGGACUUCUAACAUGUGCCAGGACCGACUGGUGGUCAGAAGGGGCCAGCCAUUCAGCAUCUCCAUAUAUUUCCAGGGCAGGGGCUUUGAGGCAUCUGUGGACAAAAUCUACUUCAUCGUAGAGACAGGACCCUACCCCAGUGAAGCUGCAGGCACCAAGGCCAAAUUCGCCCUCUCUGACAAUGUCCAAGAGGGGAACUGGGCAGCUUCUGUAGUUAGCCAAGAAGGAAAUAAGCUACAACUGACAAUCUCCUCCCCGCCCACUGCUCCCAUUGGCUUCUACAAACUCUCCAUGGAGGUCAUCACAGGAUCCCAUAGUAAUAACUUCUCCAUCACCGGCUUUAUACUCAUCUUCAAUCCCUGGUGCCAAGCGGAUUCAGUCUAUAUGGAGAAAGAUGACCACCGGAAUGAAUAUGUCCUGAAUCAGUAUGGCAUCAUCUUUCAGGGGUCCUCUACAUACAUUAACACGAUCCCAUGGAACUUUGGACAGUUUGAAGAUGGGAUCAUAGACAUCUGCAUAGAACUCCUGGACAUGAGCCCCAAAUUCAUUACAGAUGCCAGUCGAGACUGUUCCCGGCGUGGCAGCCCUAUCUACAUUAGUAGGGUCAUCAGCGCCAUGGUCAACUCUAAUGAUGACAAGGGAAUCUUACUUGGGCGCUGGGAUAACAAAUACAAGGAUGGAGUACACCCCAUGGCCUGGAUAGGAAGCGUGGACAUCCUGAAGAAGUGGAAGGAGAAUGGGUGUACUGCGGUGAAAUAUGGCCAGUGCUGGGUUUUUGCUGCUGUGGCUUGCACAGUGAUGCGGUGCCUAGGAAUACCAAGCAGGGUCAUAACCAAUUACAACUCAGCCCAUGAUUUCAAUGCUAACCUGGUCAUUGACUUGUACAGAGACGAGAAAGGAGAGAUCUUACAGAAAAUGAGUGAAAUGAUAUGGAAUUACCACUGUUGGGUUGAAUCCUGGAUGACCCGUCCUGAUCUAAAGCCAGGGUGCAAUGGUUGGCAAGCUAUUGAUCCCACUCCCCAGGAAAAAAGUGAAGGGACAUACUGUUGUGGCCCAGCUUCAGUCAGAGCCGUCAAGAAUGGCGAUGUGAAUACCAAGUAUGAUGCUCCCUUCGUCUUUGCCGAAAUCAAUGCUGAUGUGGUGGAAUGGAUGAAGAAAAAUGAUGGGACUACGGUAAGGCUUCGUGCCAGAACGACGACGGUAGGCGUCAUGAUCAGCACAAAAGCUAUAGGCAAGGAUGAGAGAGAAGACAUCACUUACGAGUACAAGUAUCCAGAAGGGUCCAAGGAGGAACGGGACACAUAUGAAAGAGCAAAUCACCUGAACAAGCUGUCUUUUAAUGAUGAGCCAGUGGACGAUUGUCUGAAGAUUAAGAUCAAAGCAUCCCCAGACAUGAACAAGGGUAGCGACUUUAAUGUCUUUGGUGUGAUCAACAACAUUUCGUCAGAGGAGAGAACCUGCCGGCUACUGAUGGCUGCCCGGAUAGUCAACUACAACGGCAGGCUCGGGCCUGAGUGCUGCAGGAAAGAGCUGCUCUCUGUGACCGUGGCACCCUUGUCUGAGAAGAAAAUCCCCCUGAGGAUCAUCUAUUCACAAUAUUGUGACCACUUGAAUGACAGCAACCUUAUCAAGGUGAAGAUGCUCCUCCAAAUACAAGAGUCCCAUGCUAUCAUGAUAACUGAGCGAGAUAUCUACUUGCAGAAUCCGGAGAUCAAGAUCAGGAUCCUAGGAGAACACAAGAAGAAUCGGAAGUUGGUGGCUGAAUUGUCAGUUAAAAACCCUCUCCAAGUUCCCAUACUUGGCAGCACCUUUACUGUGGAGGGAGCUGGGCUGACUCAGCGGCAGAAGAGAGUUGAGGUCCCUGGACAAGUGGACCCUGGAAACACUGUCACAGUCCGAGUGGACCUGAUGCCCCGGUGGUCCGGACUGCACAAGCUGGUGGUGAACUUCGAAAGUGACAAGAUGAAAGCAGUGAAGGGCUCCUGGAAUGUGGUCGUUGGAGAAUAAUUCAACUGAGAAGCCGCUCGUCGGCCCUAGAGGGAUGGGGAGCAAACCCCAGUCUCCCCAUGCCCAUCCCAACCCACACAACUGAGCCUAAUCACACCCUGUAGGACAACUCCUAAGAUGUACCCCAUCAAAACAAGGAAAUUCAAUCAAGAGUCUUUCCCUUCCCCCUAAUGUCCUAGGCCCCAUGGUGGUUCUCUAGGUCCACAGGAUCAAAGAUGGUCCACAGCCAUCUUUGGCAGUCAUGGGUUGUCUGGGUUGCAUCUCUCUGGCCUAUUACCCUUCCUAAAAUCCAGAGCCCCCUGAAAAGGGAGGGUUUUUAAUGUUCCUCGGUCAUAGGGAGGUUCCUUUUCCCAUGAUGCACCAGUACCAUGACCAUGACAGGGCAGUUCUGACAGUGGCUGGCGACUGUCGGAGAUGUAAUGCCCUGUUCCUGGCCUUUAACUAUUUUUCUGCAGACAGAAAACUCCCCUGUCCCAAUCAGGGGUCCCCUUCUUGUAUCAUCAGGCCAUGGGUCUAGACCAGGAUGGUCAGUUUCAACCUAUACCCUCCCUCCUAUCCCCCAAGCUAGCCCUACCAAGAGAUAGAGGAUACAGUGGGAGGUUUAGACAAGCAAAAAGAUGGCUCCUAGAGUUAGGGGGAUCAGGGAGCUUGAUACUGGGGACUGGUAGAUGAAUCUGCAUCAUAUUCAAGAAAUAAGUAGGAUGUAGUGGAAAGAACCCUGGGCUGGGAAGUAAGGAGGCAAAGCUGCUGUCUUGAAAUACCUGUAGGGCUGUUACAUGGAAGAUGAUCUUUUUCUGAUUGGUUCCAGAGAGCAGAACUGGGAGAAACUGAUAGAAAUCAUAGGGAGGUUGAUUUCAGCUCAAAGAAAGACCUCUUUAAAAAUCAGAGCUGAUCCACAAAGGAAUGGAACUGCCUCAAGAGGUAAUGAGGACCUUUGUUCCUAGAUCUCCAAGGACAGACCACUUGUCAGGGAUGUUACAAGUGGACUGCUGCACUGGAAAGGGAGCUGGGCUAGAACUGAGGCUCCUUCCAAUUUAGGAUUUCUAUGAUUUUAACCCAAUCUCUGCUAAGGCAUUUCCUAUCUCUGGGCCUCUGUUACCUCCUCUGUCAAAGGAAGUGAUUGGUUUGGAUAGCAUAGUCUCUUUACCGUGCCCUUCCCGUCAAGCUCUGAGACUCUGAGUAGAAAGGUAGGACUAGCGCCUACAGUCCUGUCCUCCAGAGAGCCAAGUUAUUCACUCCAUGUCAGAGCCUGGAGGCUGGGAGCCCAUGGGACAACAUGUGCUUUGUUCUCAAAGGCAUUAGGCUACCUGCUUGUUAGGUUCCCAAGAACUACCAGGUGACUGUAAUAUUCAAUUUGCCUUCACAUUUCUCUCUCCACCUUUGUCAUUAUGUCUUCAAGUCAGCCUGACUUUGCCACAUCUUCCUCCUUUCUUUCUCCUACCAUUCUCAGUACCUGCACCAGACCUUCUGGGGGCAAAGCUAAGAUUCUUAGGAGCCAGCCUUCUGUAUUAGCUUGUAUUGAUGCUAACCCCAGGCCUAACCUCAGGCCCUUCUCAUUGCACAGCCUCUCAGCACAGAUCUGGAGACUUAGAGUGAAGCAGGGAGGACAGGUCUUCAAAGCUACAGCUUCCAGCAGAACUUGAACAUCUUUGAACAAGGUCUAGCAAGCUUGAGGAUGCUGAAGAUAGAAUUCUUGUUCAGGAAGGGGUGGAACUACAAGGAUUUGAAGAUUCUUUGUAACACUGAUUUAGGGUUUCUGUGAUAAGAUCUGCCCAAGCUUGUGUGCCAUUCACAUAGCUUUAAAAAAAAAAUGUAGGGUCAUCUUCAUGAGAAACAACAUGCCAGAAAAAAAGGGACCAAUAGGGUGAGGAGUCCUGAAACCACCUAAAUAGAUGAAUAUAAGUUGAAGGAGCUAGGGAUUUUUAGCCUAGUGAAGACAGGAUGACAGUUGCCUUCAAAUCCUUUAAGUGCUAUCACAAGAAAGAUUAGACUUCUACUUAGUUCCAAAGGGCAGAACUAUAAACAAUGGAGAGACGUUACAAAGAAGCAGAUUUUUAUAUGAGUGAAAAAAAA